AUGAAUGAGACUGGCGUGGCGAACAGUAUCACUACUAGUGUUGCCGGCGCUGGUCUACGACUAGCGCUGCUCCUAAACGCAGUAGCAUGCCAGGUCGCAAACCUCGGCGUCGACAUCCACAGCAUCUCCAAAGGGAUCUCUCUCUUCUCAACGAGUCUCAAACAGCUCGUUCAGAGCCUACAGGCCGAACAUUCUGUCCAUACGCGAGAAUGCCUCGAUACGGCGCGCCAGAUCAGUGACCAAGCUCGAACGGUGUUUGAGGAGGUAGAGGACAUGCUGGAAAGGGUUCAAAAGACCGAAGUAGAGCCGGAACGAAAGGAUGUUCCUAUGCAGCAGAGGUUUAAGGACUGUUUUAAGAAGCAGCGCGUUACGUACUUGUUGGCGCAGUUGGAAGCACUCAAAUUGAGUUUGAUGGUGAUGACACAGAUUCUGCAUCUUGGCCGCUUGCAGGAGAUCAAAAGUGUCCUGAACACCCUCACCGACGAAUUGAUCGUCCAAGAACGAGCCGACACACAAAACAUGCUCAUCGUCAGGUACUGGUCCACCAAAAAGCUCGAUCGAUUAUAUGAACUAGCGCGACAAGAAGCAAAAGAAGCUCAACGACCAGCAGUCCACUUCGACUCCGACGAGAAGAAAACAACCAGCCCAUCCAACAGUCCUUCGUUGACAAAACUUCCCAUUAUCGCCCUAGGAGUAGAAUCAUCGCUUAACUCCAUGGAGGAAUCGCCGAGUGACAUGCUUCGACUCACGCAGGAAGUUUUGGAUGCGUUACUGAGGCGCUGGAUCAGAGUUGAAGCCGGCCAGAGUGUUAAACUUAUGCCACGGGCUUAUGUGUCAUCCGGAAGCGACGAUGGAUUAUCUGAUGACGAUAGUCUUGAUCGAGACUCGAUGCCUGGAGGGUAUUAUAUUGAAGGGGUAACCACCGAUUGGCGAAAGCCUCAUUCACAGGAAGCUCGAAUGCAGGCUGCUCAGUUACGCAAGAUGUAUUCUGACAAGCAGGCGCAUGUCCACAGCGACUCUGAUGGUUCGGAAGAUUCCGUAGUUAGGACGGGAAGGCGCUCGGCUCACAAAAGAAAACAAGAUCAUAAGAAGGCCUACCCAAGCAGCGAGUGUGACGAAAUACCGGAACAGGGACAGAUGGAUAACAGUCCAACUACCCCUAUCAAUUCUCGACCAUAUUCAUACUCCACAACAAACACAGUUCCAGGGUUUGAUGCUGAAACUCACUGGCGACAUGCAAGUGGUUCGACAAAGCCUCAACCUACCAUCCAGACUCAAACCAGACCAAUACCAGUUCCUCAGCCGAUGCCGAAUAAUUUGAGUGUGAAUACCGGAGCACUACCGGGACGUCUAGCUACCUCCCAACCAGGAACAAGAGCAACACCCUCAAGCCCGUCAACACGUAACGGGCCUUACGCAAAUGGCUCGUUUUCGUCUUACUACAAGACACCGACAAAUGGGUUUCCACCUACACCGUCAAGCUACACUCAACAACAGCCAUACUACUAUCCUCCACAGCAGCAACAAUAUCGACAGUACAAUAACCCGCGGGCAUCAAACUUGGCGCGAACUUUAUCUGAUAAUACCCUUCAUCCAUCACAACAACAACAACAACAACAACAACAGCAGCAGCAGCAGCAAUACCUAACACUCCCUUCGCAACCGCAUCGUCGUCGAUCAAUACGCAACAACCGAGCCUCAAAAGGCAGCAGCAGCGGUGGCGGCGGCACCCGUAGUCCUUCGCCUUACAACCGUCACAAAGACCUCAAACGAACUGCCAUGCGCGGAAUCCUAGGUGCGAGUGCAAUAGGAGGCUUUAUGGAUGCUUUGGAAGCUUUUAGUAUUAUUUGA
Molecule: messenger RNA, 1851 nt
Organism: Talaromyces marneffei
Lineage: Eukaryota; Fungi; Ascomycota; Eurotiomycetes; Eurotiales; Trichocomaceae
Exons: 3
Coding region: 1-1851 (616 amino acids)
Source: RefSeq, a predicted model, not a curated record